GAUACCAUCUAUACUACAGGCUGACAGGUCGAGAUCAUUCAGCAUUGUCACAUUGACCCAUUUCAUUGCGCGCGCGCUCUUAUUACUCAAUAAAUUCGAUUUCUUUCGUUCUCCUGCCCCACAGCGACGAGUCGACGGCCGAAAUACGCAAUGUCGUCACCAACCCCAGCCUUCUACUAUCGCUGUCUCCUAAUUAGUCUCUUCGCGUACUCCGCAGCUCAGGACAUUGGCGACGAUGUUGAAAGCCAGAACCGAGCUGGAGCAGAAGGCCCCUCCGACGACGGAGUGGGAGUGUCAUCGACGGGAAUGAUCAUCCUCUGCACGAUAGUAGGCGUGGUCGCCGUCAUUGGAAUAUCGUCAGCCGCACUCUUCUUCGUCGCUAAGCGCCGCCAGUGGGCCAUGCGAGAAACCCUGCGUCGAUCUGCACGACACGUCGUCGAUGCCGUCAAGACACCCCUGACGCCGAAGUUCUCGAGAUCGCAGCUCCGCCAGCCGCCGUCGCAGUCGAGUCUAAAUCCCAAGAGGACGGCCACUGACCAAACCAUAAAGAACAAGAGAGGAGACGAUGAUUUGGAGAAGAAUGCGGUAGUGACGGAGAUUGAGGCUUCGGGCAACAACGACUCGAAGCCGAGGACUUGGGGGUCUAUGUUCGCUUUCGGUCGGAAGUGACGGUGCGAUGCUCAAGGUUCUUGGUGCUGACAUUCUUGUUGGGUAUAGGAGGAUGGGUUAGGUAUAGAGGGGUAUGGUGGUACAUAAGGGCUUGGGAGG
This is a messenger RNA of Aspergillus steynii IBT 23096, 768 nucleotides long. RefSeq lists its product as uncharacterized. Bases 151 to 669 code for a protein of 172 amino acids. The record is from RefSeq and is a predicted model, not a curated record. The transcript has 2 exons. NCBI's taxonomy places the organism in Eukaryota, Fungi, Ascomycota, Eurotiomycetes, Eurotiales, Aspergillaceae.